GGCCCUUUAAGACGGAUAAAGACAACAGCCCGCACAAGCAGAGCGCAUCGAUUGCUGCCGCGCUUUACAUCAGCGUUCACAGCACUGCUGCAGGAGGGAUUCACCACCAUUGCGCUAUAAAGGUUCAUUUAUAUGAAGUGUACGUAAACGUUUUUAAAUGGCGGGAGGAGAAAUGUGACACUGUGCUCAGCCGGUUUGCUCUCUGGUGCGUAAUUGAUUCGAAUCCUCCAGAGAGUCCUCAGGGAGGGGAAUUCUGCUGCUUUUGAACUUCCUACCGUUGUUGCUUCAGGAAGUCCUGUACACCAGCCAAACAGUGCCCCCGCCUCCGUCUCACCCCAGAGAGGUUCACUUAAAAAAAUAAAUAAUGGAAGACAAACGCAAGAAGCGGAGCCCAAAGGUGUCUCUUCCCCAGCCCCCUCCUCCCCCCAUCAAUCCCCGCAAACUCACCGUCCUGCCUGCCAGCAAAAGUGCCACCUUCUCUCUCGGCCUGCCACAGCCCCCCUCCCCCAAGAACAGAGGCAAGUACAAGAGAUCUAUAGGAGCGCCAGGACAGCCCAAAGAGGUGUUUACAGUCGUUGUACCGCCACCAAAGAUCACCAGGCCCCACAAGGAGAAGCCCAGGGCCCCCCAGCCUGCAGGGCCCAGUAAAGUAGUUCAGUCUUCCCCCCUGCAGCACUCCUUUCUCACAGAUGUCUCAGACGUGAGAGAGAUGGAGGGAGGCCUCCUCAAUCUUCUCAACGACUUCCACUCAGGCAAACUACAGGCUUUUGGUAAGGUGUGCUCCUUUGAGCAACUGGAGCAUGUGCGCGAAAUGCAGGAGAAGUUGGCACGCCUGCACUUUAGCCUCGACAGCCACGUGGAGGAACUUUCAGAGGACCAGAGGAAGUGUGCCUCCGACCACAACCUGGAGCACCUGCUCUGUAACCUGGAGGAGCUCAGCACCUCAAUACAAAAGCUCCACUUGGCUGAGAACCAGGACCUGCCCAAGACAUCUGGUCCCUGACAAAGCGAGGUGCGGAGGAUGGCGACCAAACACUCAUCUUCUCUCAACAUCUAACCAGUCCAGGUUGCCAUGGCAUUGAUCCCGCUGCCUUAGUAACAGAAUGGAAAGAUCUAGAGGAGGAGGAGCUAUUUUUCCAUUUGGUCAUUGUAGCAGAGGGAGCAUAGCGACUCAAAGCAGCAGAGCAUUAAAUGAACACUCAACCAAAACCAUAAACCCCUCAUUCAUGGCACAAGAAAUGAUCAGAUGGUUUACUGAACAGUUGUGUUGGAUGAAAUAUGUUGUGUCUAAGUUAUCAGCAUGUUCCUGGCAUCAACUAACUUGGCUCCAGUUACUAGUUACAUCAUUGGGAACAAAUAAUUAAAUCCAGGUGUAAACUUUGGUUCUCUAUUUGUGUUCCAAUUUUCAUCGCAAAAAGCCAAUUUCAUGACAGCUUAAGAAGUUGUGCUGAUUUCAUAGUAUGCCUCGUCUAUUGCAUCGUUUCAUAAGGCAUGUGUACCUGUUAGCAAAUUUGAGCCAUACUUAAGUAGCAAACAUAUUUGGCACUUGUCGACAACACCACUGUGGUUAGCUCAGAACUUUAAAAGGGAGUUUUCACUUUUGCUAUUAUUGUGAAUAAGCAUUUUUAUAGCUUUGCUUUUAAAAGUUUAAUACUGGGAAAUAGACUGGAUUUAGUAAAAGUUGGGUGAAUCUUUGCUAUAACUGUGCAUUUUAAAGGGACUAUGUGAGAAGUUACAAAAUGUAUGUUUGAUGAACUUGAAAGUACAAUGGUUUAUGUUUCUACCAAUGUGUAGUCCAGCUACUGUAUUUGUUGACACUGAUGGGAUAAAUUGUGUCAGUGCUUUAUCAGGGUUGCCUUUAGGCUUUGUUUUUGUGGAUGAUGGCUGGCCCAGUAGCAGCAGCCCUCCAAGCACAAGCUAGUCAACCUAACUACUGAAAUGCUGUAAAAUCACCUACUGUAACACGGAGGUCACGGGGAGUCUGACCCGACAAGACAUUCACUUGUCUCUCAUGAUACUGUGCUGAAUAGCACAUUCACAGAAUAAUGCAGCUGGCAUAAAUCUGUACAGUACAAUUUUAAAAGUGGCAGCUACUUUUAUAGUUAAACGUUUAGGGGGUAAGAUUAUGAUGCUCAUUGUUUUUAAUUCCAAACUUGGCAGCGAAGCCCAAGCCAUAAUAUUUUAUCCCUGACCAGCAAGUUCAAGUGAUAAUGUUUUUCCAUCUGAAACGUCAAAGCAUGUCAAAUCAUUGGUGUGUUUGGUUAUUAAAAAUGUAAUAUGAGA
Perca flavescens (yellow perch) is the source of this 2283-nucleotide messenger RNA. RefSeq names its product coiled-coil domain containing 28B (gene ccdc28b). NCBI's taxonomy places the organism in Eukaryota, Metazoa, Chordata, Actinopteri, Perciformes, Percidae. The transcript has 6 exons. The coding region runs from base 365 to 1003 and encodes 212 amino acids. The record is from RefSeq and is a predicted model, not a curated record.